Molecule: messenger RNA, 714 nt
Organism: Mesorhabditis spiculigera
Lineage: Eukaryota; Metazoa; Nematoda; Chromadorea; Rhabditida; Rhabditidae
Source: the annotation of a GenBank genome assembly
AUGACGAAAAUCGGUUUUGCCGUCGAUCGGGGUGGCACUUUCACUGACGUCUGUGUAUUCUAUCCGGAUGGGAGGACACGUGUACUGAAAUUGCUGAGCGAAGACCCGGACAACUAUGCCGAUGCCCCGACCGAAGCGAUUAGACGAGUCCUGGAAGAGGAGGGAAAACAGAAGAUUCCACGCGGGACCCCAAUACCUACAGAGAACAUUGCCUGGAUUCGGAUGGGGACUACGGUGGCCACGAAUGCGCUUUUGGAGAGAAAGGGAGAGCCGAUGGCGCUUUUGAUUACCAAGGGUUUUAAAGAGAACUUCUCCCUUUUUGCCGACCGGUUCAAGGAGUUGCGAAGACAAACCACCGAUCAGCUCAAGUCGCAGGGCUUCAAAGACGAAGCCAUCGAAGCCGAGUGCUUCCUCCAUAUGCGAUAUGCCAAGACGGACUGCGCCAUCAUGACGGCGGCGAAUUUUGAUCCCGCUGAUCCGAAAACAAUCGAAAAGUUUAUGGAGAAUUUCAGAAGCACGUACAAGCGCGAAUUCGGGUUUGUUCUGGACACUCGUCAGGUACAGGUGGAUGAUAUACGGGUGCGUGGAAUCGGGAAAAGCGGAAUUGAGGUGAAGGAUCAUAUCGAGAAAGCUGAUGAUCCACUUGGAGCACCAAAAUUGGGGAACGAGACUGUUAUUUCGAGGGUGGACCACAGAGUACGAAACUGUACGAGC